UGAAGUCAUCCCUUGUCUUGUUUCUCCUGCUUUGUAGCAUGGUUUGGUGUCAGAGAAGAGUAUAUAUCUACAUCCAUGAGCAAAUGACCUGGUUUUCAGCUCAGAGCUACUGCAGGGAAAACUACGUGGAUUUGGCAACCAUCAGUUCUGACGAGGAGAACCAGAGACUGGUUUUGAACGCAUCUUCAUUAAGUUUUGAAGGUUGGAUCGGGCUGAACAAGACUUCACCCAACGGAACUGUCUGGCAAUGGUCUGAUGGAGAAACACCUAAUUACUUCAUGUGGAAGAAGAACCAGCCUGAUAACUGGAAUCAUGAGGAGGACUGUGUUAUGACUGUCUUAGGUGGCUGGAACGAUGUGAAAUGUGUCACUCAUUGGCCAUUCUUUUGCUACUGGAGAUUUGUUUUGGUGAGGGAGAACAUGACAUGGCCGGACGCUCUUGAUUACUGCAGAACUCACUAUACCGGCUUGGCUAGCCCCAUCUCUGAUAAUCAACUUUCCCUGGCUAGAACUGCAACAACUGGAACCCAAACCGUCAGCAUCUGGACUGGCCUGAGAUUCGUGAACGGACGGUGGGUCUCUGUGAGCAGUACGCCGUUGGGAAGCCUGGUCUUGCUGCCCUUGUGCCCAGUGCAACGCUACCGAUGUGGAGCUUGCAACACUAACACAAAUCUCUAUGAGAACAGAGACUGUCAUGAGAAGCUAAAUUUCCUCUGCUACUGACGGUGGCAGGUGGAAUGGCCUCCUUCAAGAAGAACACAUGGCCGAGGCUGUGAAAUAAUGUUAGAUGUGUAGCAUAAAAUAAUUUUCCUAUUUCAGUAGCUUUAAAGUAAAAUGAGGGAAACAGGAUUUAAUAAUGAUCUUCUUAGAUACUUGUACAAACACCUUUGUGCACAUCUCCAGCCGAAAACAUUAGAGUGAAAUUCUUUUCCUUUUAAAUUGUUGGUUUCAGUGUUGGUGAUGUUUUGAAUGGUAUUGACAACCAAAUGCUAAGGUGCUGAAACCUGACCGCGACUUCAACAAUACUCUGACACACCAAGCUUAUAUCCUUUCUAUUUUACACUUGUCUCAUGAGUAAAACUCACUCGUGUGUGUUUGUAGUUGUGUGAGAACGACUUAAUUUCAACACAAACAUUAAUUCUAUUAUACACGC
Molecule: messenger RNA, 1152 nt
Organism: Tachysurus fulvidraco (yellow catfish)
Lineage: Eukaryota; Metazoa; Chordata; Actinopteri; Siluriformes; Bagridae
Product: aggrecan core protein-like
Exons: 2
Coding region: 39-722 (227 amino acids)
Source: RefSeq, a predicted model, not a curated record